This is a messenger RNA of Pantherophis guttatus, 2166 nucleotides long. It is a transcript of the gene CLK2, whose product is annotated as CDC like kinase 2. NCBI's taxonomy places the organism in Eukaryota, Metazoa, Chordata, Lepidosauria, Squamata, Colubridae. The record is from RefSeq and is a predicted model, not a curated record. Gene Ontology annotation, molecular function: protein serine/threonine kinase activity; protein tyrosine kinase activity; ATP binding. Gene Ontology annotation, cellular component: nucleus. Gene Ontology annotation, biological process: regulation of RNA splicing; peptidyl-tyrosine phosphorylation.
GCGACCCCGGGCGGCGGCGGGGACGCUGAGGCGAAGCGACGACGACGGACGGGCGGCCGGCCGGGCGGGGAAAGGACGAGCCGCCGCCAAGACGGACUUCCUGUGGGACAAGCGCACGGGGCUGACGGCCAAGAAGAUGCCUCGUUCUCGGAGGUUUCUGUCUUCGGAACGCAGCAGCCGGGGCAGCUACCGCGAGUGUUACCGAAGCCGUAAACACAAGCGGCGACGGAGUCGUUCCCACUCGAGUAGCAGUGAGCGAUGGCGUCACAGAGAGGACAGCUAUCACGUCCGAUCCCGGAGUUACGACGAUCACUCGUCCGACCGACGUGCCUAUGACCGGCGAUACCUGGAGGAUUACCGGCGAGACGGCUACAGCGACCGGGGCGGCGAUGCCUACUACGAACCCGAAUACCACCCUUCGGAUGAGUACCAACGUUCCCGGGACGGCAGUUACCGGAACUGCAAGAGCAAUCGGCGGAAACGGCAACGGAGACGGCACGGAAGCCGCUCCUUCAGCCGUUCCUCCUCGCAGAGUCGUCCCGGCAGCAGGAGGAGAGCCAAGAACGUGGAAGUCGACGUGGAAGGCCACCUCAUCUAUCGGGUCGGCGACUGUCUGCAAGAGAGAUAUGAGAUCAUCACUACUCUCGGGGAAGGUACCUUCGGCCGCGUGGUGCAGUGCAUCGACCAUCGCAGGGGCAACACCCGAGUGGCGCUCAAAAUCAUCAAGAACGUCGAGAAAUACAAAGAAGCCGCUCGCUUGGAGAUCAACGUGCUGGAGAAAAUUAACGAGAAAGAUCCCAACAACCAAAACCUCUGCGUCCGGAUGUACGACUGGUUCGACUAUCACGGACACAUGUGCAUCUCUUUUGAGCUCCUGGGCCUCAGCACGUUCGACUUCCUGAAGGAUAACAACUACCUGCCCUACCCGCUCCACCAGAUCAGGCACAUGGCCUACCAAGUGUGCCAGGCGGUCAGAUUUCUACACGAGAACAAGCUCACCCAUACAGACCUCAAGCCGGAGAACAUCCUGUUCGUCAAUUCGGACUACGAGAUGACCUACAACCUGGAAAAGAAACGUGACGAGCGCAGCAUCAAAAACACAGCCAUUCGGGUGGUGGAUUUCGGCAGUGCCACUUUCGAUCACGAGCAUCACAGCACCAUCGUCUCCACGCGGCACUACCGGGCACCCGAGGUCAUUUUAGAACUUGGCUGGACUCAACCUUGUGACGUUUGGAGCGUCGGCUGUAUUAUCUUCGAGUAUUAUAUGGGCUUCACCUUGUUCCAGACCCAUGACAAUCGCGAACACCUGGCUAUGAUGGAGCGUAUCCUAGGCCCCAUCCCAUCCCGGAUGAUCCGAAAAACAAGGAAGCAGAAAUAUUUCUACCACGGACAUUUAGACUGGGAUGAGAAUACCUCUGCGGGGCGCUAUGUGCGCGAAAACUGCAAGCCGCUCCGGAGAUACCUGGCGUCCGAAGCCGUAGAACACCAUCAGCUCUUCGACCUCCUGGAGGGCAUGCUAGAAUACGAGCCGGCCAAAAGGGUGACCCUCUCCGAGGCCCAAAAGCACCCCUUCUUCAGCGUCCUCCAACUACAGCCUGCCCCGAAAGCUUGGGAUUCGAACCGGGACAUCAGCCGGUGACCCGUCGGGCCUCUUGGCUUCGUUUCCUGAACCCUUGAAACCCCCCUCCUCUCAAAACGUAUUUGGCCCCUGUGGUGGCCGGGCACGUCUUUUCUCCAUUUUUGGUGCUUUUCCGACCAUCCGAAGAACACAGAAAAAAACCUUUUUGAGUUCUCCUCUCCUCCAGGUUCCCUCCCUUUUUUGUUACCUUAUAAAGUUUGUGGAUAUGUGAAAUAGUCUGUAAAUAUCUCUCUCGAUAAAAUAUAAAUAUAUAAAUAUAUAUAUAUAUAUAUAUCUCUGUAUAUAUAAAUUAUAUAUAAAACACACAGGAUAUCUUGUGCCAUUUCCCUCCCUCUGUAAAUAAUGCUACCAUCCCUGUCCCCCCCUCCAUCCUCUCUGCCCGGUUCUCUACCCUGCGUGGAUUUUGCGGUUGUCGGACGAUUAUUUUUUUUGGGAGAACAAACCGCAUCCCCGUUUCAAAUGCCGGAAUUUUAUAUGAAUUUUGUACAGUCCUGGUGGGGAAAAAUAAAAAGGCCACGUCCAAUGAA